UUUACAAGUGCUUCACUACUUAGCUCAGCUGUGCCUCGAGCUUGGGCCUCAACAGACCAUCUCUCCAUAGUGUGGUGCAAAGAAUUGAUCCUGGCUACCAUCAGAGCUUUUUUUGAUCUCAUAGAUGAAAACACAAGGCAGAUAACUGAGGAUCCGAAGAAGAGAAUGGCCGUAUUGAACCACCACUUUGUGAGACACCCUGCAAAGAUAUUUGAGGAAAAUCCUGAGGCUUUGACAGAACUCACAGGAGCUUUCAUGUGGAUUACAGUCAAAGCCUCAAAAUGGACUUACUCAGUUUACAAUGACUCUGAUGGAAAAUAUUUCACAUUUCCUCUUGCAAGCCACAGAAAAUCAUACAGCCAUGUUUACUGUGAAAACAGUAUGCUGGACACAAGUAGCUGGAUUUAUGGCUGUAUGAACAGUAAUUCAUCAAUGUGCCUGGAAGCUACUGAUUUAUCCUGGAGAGCUGAGUUACUUCCAACCACCAAGGUUGUAAUACUGAAACUUCAGGACUACCUGUCUUUGUCCCACAUUGUCAUUCAGAUACCACCCACAGCUGGCAAUAAGUAUACUUUAGGCUGUGAAUUCUUCAAAGAGGAUUCCAGAACAGUACAGCUUCCUGUAACACACCUUCUUUCAUUUGGGUUUUCCUCAAGGAAAAUUCUAUUAAAUUCAAGUGGCUUAUUUUACAAUGUACAACUCCAGCACUUCAACCAAAUAUAUCAAGCUUUCAAAAUUUAUAUAGAAAGCCACUGCCAGUCACUCAAAGAAAGAAAACCUAGUGUUUACAGACUUCAUAUUCCCUGGUCACAUGAAGACUCAGUAACUGUAGUGAAAGUUCCAUCCCCUACUGAGAUUUCUGCAAAACUGCAUGUUGCUCAGCCUCAAAAUGACAGCAGGGUUCCAGAGUUAAACAUUUACUCGUCCUCAGACUGUCAGUAUGAAGUAAUUCUGAAGACAUCACUUUUACAGGUUCUUGGGCAGAUAAUAAGGUUCCAUGCUGGUGCUCUUCCUGUCUAUGUUGUUUCUAAUAUUCUUCUUACUUAUGGAGGACAAUUGAGCACACUGAUGUCAACAGGCCAGUGUUCAGACUUUUCCUCUGAACUAGUUAGGACGGCUAAACCCUACAAAGUAGAACCUCUUAUAAGCAUUGUUGUGUUUCUGCAGGGGUUUAACUGGUUUAGAGAGAUAUGGGAAUCACUGUCAUUGCCAGAGGUGGAUGCUGCUGUUCUGAGUAGUCAGGAUGCAUGGUUCCCCCUUGUGUCCCUGAUUCUAUUUCUUUUUGGGACAGGCAUUGCCUAUUGGAGUGGAGUAGUUUUCUCUACAUCUCUGAGACUCUUCUCUUCAGUAUGGUUAACUCUGAUGAGACCUACAGGACUUGAGAAAGAGAACAAGUUGAUUACAGCCAGGAGACUGUGCGGGGCGUUAUCCCUCGCUUUGGUUAGCUGGACCACUUGUGGUGCAUUUGCUGUAGUCAUCAUUUAUCUUCAGUACUUGUUUAAGGAUUCAGACUGCUCAAAAGAAACUUCACAAAACUCUAGCAGACACACAGUCAAAAACCAGAGUUCGAUGGACAGUACCUCAAAAGCAACUCAGCCUCUUUCCAACAGUACAGCAACUGCUGAAGCUGUUAACAGUCUUAAGCUACAUGUUACAAUUCUCAACUUAUUCACAUGGAUUGUGCUGCUCAACUUGCCAUCUUUAAUUUAUUGGUUAAAGAAUCUCAGGUACAAUGUUAGACUUGAUCCAGAUCCAUGUAGAUCUACAGCUAUAAUCCUCAUAUGCAUUUUAGAAAUUCUCAUGAAUUCAAGUACUUCUGAAGUGAAAUCAAGUAAACUCUUGAAGAUGGCAGCCAAAGUUCCACUCCCUUUGUCUGUUGCAAUGCUGGCCUUUGGACGAAUGCAUUUAUACAAAGUACCACACUUUGCAACCUUUUCUCUUCUCCUACAUGUGCUGUGUUGUUUUGUAUAA
Molecule: messenger RNA, 1971 nt
Organism: Merops nubicus (carmine bee-eater)
Lineage: Eukaryota; Metazoa; Chordata; Aves; Coraciiformes; Meropidae
Gene: PGAP1
Product: post-GPI attachment to proteins 1
Exons: 22
Biological process (GO): GPI anchor metabolic process; endoplasmic reticulum to Golgi vesicle-mediated transport
Cellular component (GO): endoplasmic reticulum
Molecular function (GO): phosphatidylinositol deacylase activity
Source: RefSeq, a predicted model, not a curated record